AUGUGUCUCGUCUUUGCCACGAUUGGAGCAUUUGUGAAUAAUACUCCAGUAGUUGUGUUAGGAUUACCAAUUGUGUUAGAAUGGACUAAACACAAUAAGGUAUCUGCGUCAAAGUUUCUCAUCACACUCACAUACAUUACCUCUGGAAGUGGAUUUUUGACAUUGAUUGGAAAUUCAUCUAAUAUUGUUGCGAAUGGAAUCUACACUACCUAUGGUUAUUCUCCAUUGACAUUUUAUGAAUUUUUCUAUCUUGGAAGUGUGCUUUGCUUAAUAACGAUUAUUUAUUUAAUAACCUAUGGUUUAUGGAUUGUACCUGAUGAAGUAAGAGGCGUCAAUAAUGCCCAAAGAGCUUCCAUACGAUUUGCUAAUCGAUUCUCUUCGAUAAGGCCUCCAAUGAAGGAUAGACAUGAGUUGUUUGUGGCUGUUGUAAGAAUGUCAAAUCUUGCAAAUCAAGAAAAACACACCAAACCUUUCAAAUUGUAUGUUAACUUGUUGGGAAAGAAUGAAGCUCAAGUCAUGAAAGUUCUUGGUUUGGAAGGAGUAGAGCUUGUAGAAAUAAUAAGAACACCCUUAAGUGCAGCUAAAAAAGAAACUUCUAACGAAUCAUCCACAUGCAUUUCAACUGUGAAUGUGGAGGACAAAGACAAGGAAUCGACAACUACCAAUGCUGUUGAAAGUCCAUUCCAUCCACAAACACCUCACCGACAAUCCAAUCAUAGUAAGGACGAUUCAACAACCUCAGAAGAAGUAGAGUCUGUCGUUAUUGAAAUUGCAAAAGAGAUGGAACCCACAAACAUUCCUCCAAAGGAGCCUUUACAACUUAGAAUACGAAUUCCAAUUCCACAAAAUGUAGUAAUAGAGAAAGAUGAUAUCUUGAUAUUUAAAGGGUCUCCAAAAUCCAUUCUCUUACUUCAGGCUAUGACCUUUGAGCAAGAUUCAUCCAUGUACAAUGAAAGUACAGAAACAACCAACGUGAUCAGUAAUCAAGCCCCACGAAAAGAAUCAAGCAGCGGAGAGGAAUUUAAUGAGAUACCUCAAGUUGUUAUUCAAGAACGAAUAGUGAACUCAUCACAUUCAUAUUCUUCUGUUGCAUCAGAUGAGGAUUUAAACUCACCAAGCAACAUAAGUGUCCACUCUGUCUCCUCAAAUGAUCGACUCGUAAGCACUCCAUCUUUUAGAGAAAAUUACGUCCUUGAUCAAUUACACCAAAAUUUGAAAAAGUCUUUACCAACAGAAAUCUCCAAAGAAGACAAACAAACAGCAGAAACAAAUAAGAAGCAGAAAGAUGUGGACAAAAUUGAUUCCAAAUCAUUGGAAUUCUUUGAGGUUGUUAUUGGACCUUCAAAUCCAUGUGUUGGAGAGGAAUACCAAGAAUUUGAAAAGAGAUAUCGAGUGACAGUAUUGGCCAUCAGAAAUUUAUAUUUUAAUUCUGAAACGAAUGAACAAGACUUGAAGAAAUUGACGGUCAAUACUGGAGACACCUUACUAGUGGUUGGAAAAACAAAUUUUUAUUUCAAUUUCCAUGAAUCUCAUAGAGAAUUCUACAUGAUUUCACGUUUCAGCGAAGUUUCUCCUUCAUAUGACGCAUUCAAAUCAAAACCUUUUCUUGUAAAGAUACCAUUUUCAAAGAGAAUUUUAGAUUUAUGGUGGUGGGAGCAUUGGAUUUUCCUAUUCUUUUUUGCAAUGAUUGCUAGUACUAUUGCAGGAUUUUCAAUGGUGCAAUGCAGUUUUAUUUGUUUUUGUGUUGUGAUUGCAUUUGGAUUAAUUUCUCCCUCUGCUGCUAUAGAUUCUGUGGACUGGGGUUUAGUUGCCUUGGUUGGUGCAUCAUUUGGUAUAGGCACUGCCAUCACUCAAAGUGGUGUUGGGCAAGGAAUCACAGAAGUGCUGAAAAUUGCGAACAUUCCUCCAAUUCUAUUGCCUGCAUUUAUUACUGCCAUUACCUUAAUCGUUGCAAAUCAUCACUAG
Molecule: messenger RNA, 1965 nt
Organism: Naegleria fowleri
Lineage: Eukaryota; Heterolobosea; Eutetramitea; Acrasida; Naegleriidae
Exons: 1
Coding region: 1-1965 (654 amino acids)
Biological process (GO): potassium ion transport; transmembrane transport
Cellular component (GO): plasma membrane
Molecular function (GO): monoatomic cation transmembrane transporter activity
Source: RefSeq, a predicted model, not a curated record